UACCAGAAACUAGAACUUCACUAAUCCGGUCAAUUUUCCCGCAAAAUUCCCCCUUCUGUUACUAAUUUUCCCGGGAAAUUUUAACUCCGUCGAGAAAAUCAAGCCCCUUCACCCCCAUAGCAUUCCCCACCUACUCCAUCAAAACAGUACCCACAACCCUCUUCAGCUUCCCCUGCUCCCCCACAGUCUAGGGCUCUUCCCGCUCUUCCACCACCACCAUGGACGGCACAACACCACCGUCCACCUCCACUUCUGACAUUACCACCUCCACCACUCCUCCUCCUCCUCCUAAGACCCCAUUAAAAAACCACCUGAUCCCAAACCUCAAUUCCUACCACCCCUCCCCCUCGCGGACCAUCUACAGUGACCGCUUCAUUCCCAGUCGAUCUUCUUCCAAUUUCGCCCUCUUCAACCUCUCUCCGUCCUCGCAUUCCUCCACCUCCGAUGACUCUACCAAUGCCUACACUGCCCUCCUCCGCACGGCCCUUUUCGGCCCUGACUCAGCUGGAGUCGUGCCCCCUGUCACGCCGGAUAAAUUAUCUGGGAUAAAUGGAAAGAAUUUGCAGAUUAAUCCUCCUAAUUGUAAUAUUUUCAAGUUUAAGACUGAGACCCGGAAGUCUUUGCAUUCUUUGUCCCCUUUCGGGUUUGAUGAUCAGCUCCCCGGUGUCUCCCAUAGCCCUGUUAAGACUCCAAGAAAAGUCCCUAGGUCUCCUUACAAGGUUCUUGAUGCACCAGCAUUGCAAGAUGAUUUUUAUCUGAAUCUUGUGGACUGGUCCUCGCAUAAUGUAUUGGCUGUGGGAUUAGGGAACUGUGUUUAUUUGUGGCAUGCUUCUAGCAGCAAGGUAGUGAAGUUGUGUGAUUUGGGAAUAGAUGAUAGUGUGUGUUCAGUUGGCUGGGCACAGCGUGGUACACAUCUUGCUGUUGGAACUAGCAAUGGGAAGCUCCAGAUUUGGGAUGCCUCUCGUUGCAAGAGAGUAAGAACAAUGGAGGGACAUCGUUUGAGAGUUGGUGCAUUAGCCUGGAGUACGUCUUUGUUGUCUUCAGGAAGCCGUGACAAAAGCAUUCUUCAACGUGAUAUACGAGCUCAAGAAGAUUUUGUUAGUAAGCUAAGUGGACACAAGUCAGAGGUUUGUGGACUGAAGUGGUCUUAUGACAACCGAGAAUUGGCAUCAGGUGGAAAUGAUAAUCGACUUUUUGUUUGGAACCAGCACUCAACACAACCCGUAUUGAAAUACUGUGAGCACACUGCUGCUGUUAAAGCAAUUGCUUGGUCCCCACAUAUGCAUGGACUUCUUGCUUCUGGUGGUGGGACAGCUGACCGUUGCAUACGGUUCUGGAACACCACCACUAACUCACAUCUCAGCUGUAUGGACACAGGCAGUCAGGUGUGCAAUCUUGUGUGGUCUAAGAAUGUCAAUGAACUUGUCAGCACUCAUGGGUACUCUCAAAACCAAAUAAUAGUGUGGAGAUAUCCUACAAUGUCAAAGUUGGCUACCCUCACGGGGCACACUUACAGAGUUCUUUAUCUUGCCAUCUCACCAGACGGACAGACAAUUGUUACUGGAGCAGGAGAUGAAACACUUAGAUUCUGGAAUGUGUUCCCUUCACCAAAAUCUCAGAACACGGAGAGUGAAAUUGGAGCAUCAUCUUUGGGAAGAACUCAGAUUCGGUGACUCUAGCAAGUUUUUCAGGUGUCACACUCUUUGAUAAUUAUUUGUUGUCAUGUUGAUGCAAACAAGCAGAGGUUUUCGUCUGUUUGCCAUUAAGUGAAGGAAGCUGGAAAAGUUGUAUAAAAUUACCUCUUGGAGCCUAGCUUUGCAGCAGCAAACAAGCACCAGUGCCCAGAUAUAGUAGAGGCCUAGAUUCUGGCAAAGUGACAACUUGAUUUAUUAGUUUUUUUAAUCCCAAUUGUACAGUGAGAGAUGUUAUUUAAUGCUCAAUAGCACUCUCCCUCGCCUUGUGUAUGAUAGAGAGAGCUUAUUAUGUACGGGAAAUUAACUGUAGCAUGGAACUCAAUGCUGACAUUGUAAAUAAUUCACAAGUUAUUCAAGAUUCAAGACUGCUCAAAUUAGCCACC
Molecule: messenger RNA, 2077 nt
Organism: Coffea eugenioides
Lineage: Eukaryota; Viridiplantae; Streptophyta; Magnoliopsida; Gentianales; Rubiaceae
Product: protein FIZZY-RELATED 2-like
Exons: 10
Coding region: 219-1673 (484 amino acids)
Biological process (GO): positive regulation of ubiquitin protein ligase activity; positive regulation of anaphase-promoting complex-dependent catabolic process; anaphase-promoting complex-dependent catabolic process
Cellular component (GO): anaphase-promoting complex
Molecular function (GO): ubiquitin ligase activator activity; anaphase-promoting complex binding; protein binding
Source: RefSeq, a predicted model, not a curated record